Messenger RNA from Rhododendron vialii, 2106 nucleotides. RefSeq names its product UDP-glycosyltransferase 86A1-like. The transcript is spliced from 2 exons. Bases 86 to 1543 code for a protein of 485 amino acids. Gene Ontology annotation, molecular function: UDP-glycosyltransferase activity. Lineage: Eukaryota; Viridiplantae; Streptophyta; Magnoliopsida; Ericales; Ericaceae. The record is from RefSeq and is a predicted model, not a curated record.
UUGAUAAACUGAUCUCCCAUCUUCAUCCACCCGAGAUAUUUGUUUGUCCCCUCUCUCUCUCUCUCUCUCUCUCUCUCUCCAAACAAUGGCUGAUAACCACAACCUCCAAAACCCUCAUGCCAUCAUGAUCCCAUACCCUCUCCAAGGCCACGUAAUCCCUUUCGUCCACCUGGCAAUCAAGCUAGCAACAAAGGGCUUCACCAUCACUUUCAUCAACACCCAAUCAAUCCACCACCAAAUCUCCAAGUCCCACUCCUCCCCCGGCGACGACAUAUUCGCCGGGGCAAGAAAAUCUGGCCUCGACAUCCGGUAUGCCACGGUCACUGACGGCCUCCCCCUGGGGUUUGACCGGUCAUUGAAUCACGAUCAGUUCAUGGAGUGUGUCUUGCACGUUUUUUCAGCCCACGUGGAUGAGUUGGUCGGAGAUAUAGUGCGCCGGUCGGAUCCUCCGGCGACUUGUUUGGUCGCCGACACGUUCUACGUUUGGCCGUCGAUGGUUGCCGAGAAGUAUAAGUUGGUUAAUGUUUCGUUUUGGACUGAACCGGCUUUGGUGUUGACUUUGUAUUAUCACUUGGACUUGCUAAGGGAAAACGGCCAUUUUGGUGGUUCCGAUAAUCGUAAAGACAGCAUAGAAUACAUACCGGGCGUAGGGCCCAUCAAACCAACGGAUCUGAUGUCGUAUCUCCAAGCUGCCGAUAUAUGGACCGUGGUACACCGGAUAAUCUACAAGGCAUUCGCGGACGUUAAGAAGGCAGAUAUAAUCAUCUGCAACACAGUGCAAGAGCUGGAGCCAGAAACAAUCUCAGCCCUGCAUCGGAAGCAGCCCACUUAUGCAAUCGGGCCCGUUUUCCCGACCGGGUUUACCAAGAGCCCCGUGGCGACGAACCUAUGGCCCGAGUCGGACUGCACCCAAUGGCUCGAUCCCAGGCCUCACGGGUCGGUUUUGUACGUAUCGUUCGGUAGCUAUGCCCACACUAGUAAGCACGACAUUGUGGAGAUAUCCCAUGGGCUUUUGCUUAGUGGGGUGAGUUUUGUUUGGGUGCUUCGGCCCGAUAUUGUGAGCUCUGACGAUACGGACUUCUUGCCCGCUGGAUUCAAGGAAGAUAUCAAGGAGCGAGGGGUGAUUGUGCCGUGGUGUUGUCAGGUUGAGGUGAUAUCUCAUCCUGCGGUCGGAGGGUUCUUGACGCACUGUGGGUGGAAUUCGAUAUUUGAAAGCGUGUGGUGUAGUGUUCCUAUGCUCUGUUUCCCCCUUUUGACCGAUCAAUUCACCAACCGGAAAUUGGUGGUCGAUGAUUGGAAGGUCGGACUCAACUUAUGCGAUGAAAGGCCAAUUACGAGGGAGAAAGUUGCAGAUAAUAUCAACCGUCUGAUGAGUGGAGAAACAUCAGACAAGCUACGAAAUGGGAUGAAGAAAAUAAGAAAGACAUUGGAGGAUGCAGUGGCAACCAAUGGAAAUGGUUCGUCCGAAAGAAAUUUUAAGCAAUUUGUAAAUGAAGUGAAGGUCAAAAUAAGGAAAAGGAGUGGGAUUGCCAUUGGGACAUAACAGUGGUGCUACAGUUCUCGACGGAGAAAUCCCGAUCGGAAUCCCGACGCUCCGUUGGACCCACUCUAGUCACCGGACAGCCGAUCCGAGCCGUCCAAAAAUUCUAAAAAAAAAACCAAGUGGGCAUCGCGGGAAUCAACGGCAUCUGACAUGUGUAGGUGGUCGAUCCAAACACUCCAUUUUUGGCCGAUCCAGACACAAAAAUGGAUUGUUUGGAUCAUCUACACACGUCGAAUGCCGUUUAUUCCCUCCAGAGUGUGCCCGGCAGGGCGUCAGGAUUUUGAUCGGGAUUUUGGGUCGGAAACCGUAGACUUUCCGGGGACAUAAUACGUGGUCGAACGAUAAUUGCUAUGUCCAAAUUCCUUGUCUUUGUUCAAUAAUAUCAUGAUUCAUAUGAGCUAGUAGAUAGGCCCAAGUAGGGCCGAAUAUGUUGGCCUUUUAAAUUUUAUCCCUCUUCUAUUUGAAGUUUGAACACUCAUUUGUCCUUUUGUUCUGUCCAAUCUUUUAUUCGAUGCUCGAUAUCCCUUGGUAAUAUUGCAAGUAAAUCCACUAUUUGAUUUGAA